GCGACCGGAGUCGCGAUGGGCCCGCGGCGGGCGGCUGGGCUGGCGCUGGUGCUGGCGCUGGCGGCAGCGGCGCUGGGGCUGCGGGAGCCGGCACGGCACCGGGCACGGCUCCCUCGAGGCAGCAACGGCCUGGCGGCGGCGGUGGCGGCGGUGGCGGGAGAAGGCGAGGCCUGCGGCGGCCUGCGUGGAGACCCAGCCGCCCUCGGCAACAACACGCACCAGUGUGUCUUCGAUGACCUCAGCGGCUCCGUGUCACUGUCCUGGGUUGGGGACAACACUGGGGUCAUCCUGGUGCUGACCACGUUCCAGGUGCCCCUGGUGAUCAUGAGCUUCGGGCAGUCCAAGCUCUACCGCAGCGAGGACUACGGGAAGACCUUCACGGACAUCACGGAGCUGAUCAACAACACCUUCAUCCGCACCGAGUUCGGCAUGGCCAUCGGCCCCGGCAGCUCGGGCAAGGUGAUCCUGACCGGGGACGUCUCGGGGGGCAGCCGCGGGGGUCGCAUCUUCCGCUCGGCUGACUUCGCCCGGAGCUUCGUGCAGACCGAGCUGCCCUUCCACCCGCUGCUGCAGCUCUCCUACCACCCCCGCCGCGCCAGCCUGCUGCUGGCCCUCAGCACCGAGAACGGCCUCUGGGUCUCCAGGGACUUUGGGGCGAGCUGGCAGGAGAUCCACAGAGCUGUCUGCUUGGCCAAGUGGGGUGCAAACAACAACAUCUUCUUCACCACCUACCUGAACAACUCCUGCAAAGCUGACCUGGGGCUGCUGGAGCUGAAGAGGACCAACGACUUGGGCAGGACCUUCAAGGUCAUCGGCACCAAGAUCUACUCCUUCGGCCUCGGGGGUCGCUUCCUCUUCGCCUCCGUCAUGACUGAGAAGGGCACCACCAGGCGCAUCCACGUCUCGCUGGACCAGGGGGAGAGCUGGAGCAUGGCUCAGCUGCCCUCCGUCGGCCACGAGCAGUUCUACUCCAUCCUGGCGGCCAACGACGACCUGGUCUUCAUGCACGUGGACGAGCCAGGGGACACAGGCUUUGGCACCAUCUACACCUCUGACGACCGUGGCAUCGUCUACUCCAAGUCCCUGGAGCGCCACCUGUACACCAGCACGGGCGGGGACACAGACUUCACCAACGUCACCUCCCUGCGCGGCAUCUACAUCACCAGUGUGCUGUCCCCGGACAACUCCAUCCAGUCUGUCAUCACCUUUGACCGUGGGGGGCAGUGGAUGCCCCUGCGGAAGCCCAAGAACACCACCUGUGACUCCACGGCCAGGAGCAAGGAGGAGUGCAGUCUCCACAUCCACGCCUCCUACAGCAUCUCGCAGAAGCUCAACGUUCCCAUGGCUCCUCUCUCCGAGCCCAACGCCGUUGGCAUCGUCAUCGCCCACGGCAGCGUGGGGGGAGCCAUCUCGGUGAUGAGCCCUGACGUGUACAUCUCGGACGAUGGGGGCUACACGUGGGCACGGAUGCUGGAGGGGCCUCACCACUAUGCCAUCCUGGACUCGGGGGGGCUGAUCGUGGCCAUCCAGCACACCAGCCAGCCUGUCAGCGUCAUCCAGUUCUCCACGGACGAGGGGCAGUGCUGGUACCAGUACAGCUUCACCUCUGAGCCCAUCUUCUUCACCGGGCUGGCCUCGGAGCCUGGCGCCCGCUCCAUGAACGUCAGCAUCUGGGGCUUCCGCGGCAGCUUCCUGGCGCGGCAGUGGCUGUCCUACACCAUCGACUUCGGCCAGCUGCUGAGCCGCCCCUGCGAGGACAAGGACUACAUCAUCUGGCUGGCACACUCCAGCAACAGCAGCGACCCCAGCGACGGCUGCAUCCUGGGCUACAAGGAGCAGUUCCGGCGGCUGCGCAAGGCCUCGCUCUGCCACAACGGCAGGGACUACGCCGUGGGCAGGCAGCCCUCGCCCUGCCCCUGCACGCUGCAGGACUUCCUCUGUGACUUUGGCUACUUCCGCCCCGAGAACCGCUCCGAGUGCGUGGAGCAGCCUGAGCUGCGUGGGCACGACCUGGAGUUCUGCCUCUACGGGCGCCAGGAGCUGCUGCGCACCAGCGGGUACCGGAAGAUCCCCGGGGACAAGUGCGUGGGGGGGGAGAGCCCCAGCCGGGAGGAGAAGGACAUGAAGAAGAAAUGCACCAGCGACCUGCUCAGCCCCGGGCAGCUGGCAGCGUCGCCCAGCUCCAUGCCCAUCGUGCUGGCAGUGGUGGCAGUGCUGUUUGUCACUGCUGCUGCCAGCGUCCUGCUGGUCAAGAAAUACGUCUGCGGGGGCAGGUUCCUGGUUCACCGCUACUCGGUGCUGCGCCAGCACGCGGAGGCCAACGGCGUGGAGGGGCUGGAGGGGCUGGGCAGUGCCAGCCUGGCCACCAAGGGAGGCUACCAUGAUGACUCCGACGAGGGCCUCCUGGAGUGACACUGGGGACACCACCGUGGCCCCCCCAGAGUGGGCAGAGCCCUCCCUGUACCCUCUGCCUGCCCCCCCCCCCGAGGGCUGCUUUGCUGCUGGGUCCUGGGGGGGUCUGCACUGAGCCCCCCCCGGCCUGGGGCAGCUUUUCUGGGCUUUUCCUCCUGGGGUUGUCCUUUAGGGAGCCAAAAACCCCUCCCGGACCCCCCCCAAAUAAACAUCCUGAGGGGGCUGGGGACAGACCCUGCUGGGGGGGACACAGACACAGACCCUUGCGGCCCCCCCUGGCCCUGCUGCCUCUUCCUGCUCCAAAGCAAUACCAGCCAGACCCUGCCCCCCCCGGACCCCCAACUUUAGGUGUGGGGGGGGUCCCUGUGGCCAUGGGGUGACAGCCAGACCCUGCCCCCCUCCCGGGACCCCCCCCAGGAUGUUGCAGCAAUAAUGAGACAAAGAUUUGAAGCCUUUUGAGGCGGGGGGGGGAGGGUGCAGGUAGAACAAAAAAGGGUGGGGGGCAUCUCACAGCAGCUCCCUCCCCCCCCCGCCCAGUCCCCUUAAUUCAAGGUAGGUUCUUUGCUUGCCCCCCCCCCCCGACCCCCCCUCUUGCCCUCCCCCCCCCAGGUUCUGGUCCCAGCACUGUUAAAGUCCCUUACACUGGAACCCCCUUUUUGGGGCUGGGGGCACUCCCAUGUAGCCCCCCCAGUCAUAGCUGAGGUCCUGGGGGGGGCUUCAUAUGACUCCCCCUUCCCCCCCCCACUUUGCACCCCAGUUUGGCUAUGGCUGGGGGGGGACAUUACUUGAGCACCUCCCCCCCAGGCUGCAGGGACUGGGGAGGGGUCCCCUGUGGUGUGUGUGUGCCCCCCCCAGUGGUUAGGGGUGGAGGGGGGGCCCAGAAUAGGGAAAGGGUCCCCCCCCAGCAGUUGAGAGGGGGAGGGGGCUCCCAAAAUGGGGAGGGGGUGCCCUGUGGUGUGUGUCCCAGUGGAUAGGGGGGGCACAGAAUGGGGAGGGGGUCCCUUGUGUGUGUCUGUGUGUCCCCCCCCCAGCUAUCAGGACAGGGCCAUGUUGUCAUGUGUGUGUCCCCCAGCAUGGCACUGGCAGAACUGGGGGGACCCUCCCCCCCCUUCCAGCCCCCUCCUCCCUUCCAACUCCCCCCCCCCCUUGCAUGUGCUUCAGCGGCCCCAUGGGACUCGCUUGGGGACAGGGGCUGGGGGCAGGGACAGUGUCACAACCUCCCUCCCCCUCCCCCACACUACAAAGCCAUAACCCCUGAGGGGGGGGGAGCAGUGGCACCCCCAGCCCCCCCCAUUACCCCUGGCCUGGUUUGGGGGGAGGGGGCAGGGGCUGAGCCCCCACUUUGUAAGGGCAAUUUCUGUAUAUUUGGGUUAGAAAUAAAGCCAAAAAUGGA
This is a messenger RNA of Pogoniulus pusillus (Red-fronted tinkerbird), 3805 nucleotides long. RefSeq names its product sortilin 1 (gene SORT1). The record is from RefSeq and is a predicted model, not a curated record. Gene Ontology annotation, cellular component: membrane; Golgi apparatus. The transcript has 20 exons. The coding region runs from base 16 to 2412 and encodes 798 amino acids. NCBI's taxonomy places the organism in Eukaryota, Metazoa, Chordata, Aves, Piciformes, Lybiidae. Gene Ontology annotation, molecular function: protein binding. Gene Ontology annotation, biological process: Golgi to endosome transport; vesicle organization; endocytosis.